Messenger RNA from Suillus discolor, 1524 nucleotides. RefSeq lists its product as uncharacterized. NCBI's taxonomy places the organism in Eukaryota, Fungi, Basidiomycota, Agaricomycetes, Boletales, Suillaceae. Bases 1 to 1524 code for a protein of 507 amino acids. The record is from RefSeq and is a predicted model, not a curated record. The transcript has 8 exons.
AUGAAGUGGAAACUCGCGGAUGCAACACCACGACGAAUAUACCUGGACACAGCCUUUGUUGAGGGUCUUCAUCGAGUGCUCGACUGGCAAUUUCCUGAUGGCCGCGAUGCAAUACUUCAAGACCUGCAUCCAUCACUCGCUAAUCUUAACCAUGUGCGUCGCCUUAUUAACAUAACGAGGCCUAUGAAGUACCCAAGUGGAACAGGAUUUGAAGGUGCAUGUCGUCUUGCAAAUGAACAUGCAUCCCUGCCUCUGGAACAGCGCUAUGUCCGCUGUGCAGAAACACACCUCAUUGAGCGUGGUGUGGAGUUCAAGCUCGUCGCGUGUAUGACAUCACGAAUGUCAUCACAUCUCAUACAAGCCAAACGUUUGUCUACUGAUACCUCAUUCAAACGAGCACAAGGAUGGCAGGAGUUUGAGGUUGAAUCAUGGGAUAGUGAACGUUGUCGCUCUGUUGUCAGCGCUCGUGCCUUCACCACAUCACAAAGCGCAAAGGCACACUUACUUCUCCUUCAGCGAAUUUUUGACAUUGCAUCUGCGGACACUGGCCAGUCUUUUUCAUUUCGCCACAUUCAUGGUUUCGGGUGCGAAAUUGUUAUUGCUGACAGCCACUUGAAAGGCCAAGGACUUGGCUUAGGAACGUACUGUGUGCAGCCUUCACGUUCUAUCUCAACGUCAUGCACACAUGAACCUCACCGACGUGUGUGCGACUUGGGCCCAUACGAUCAUCUUCGCCACGAAGUUUACUCAGCAAUGCUUAGUUUAGCGACAUGUGAGGAACACCCAGACAUCCAGAGAACAUUAAAUACUAUUCGUCGUGGUGGGCCAAAGGCUGCAGCGUGGUUGAAAGACAAACUCGAAGGAACGAAAUUCGCACUUCCGGCACUGUACCAACCUAUGAGAUUGAUUCCUCUCGCAUCAUGGAAAGCAUCACCUUCUAUGACCAAUGGGAAUGAGCAAGCUCACCGCAAUGCAUACCGCGAAGGUGUACACUUGACUCUGUUAGCUGGAAUCAUGAAGGGCAUGAAGUUCGAUCAAGGAGCAACGAGUAGCAUGAAUAUUAAUGUCCAUGCCACAUUUGGAGUCUCAACACGAGACCAAGAGGUAACUCAAGUUUAUCGUGCAACAAUAUGUAUUCUUUGGCACACAAAGAAACGCUACAAGUCCUUACAAACUACAGCUACGCCACGACCUCUGCAACUUCCUACCGUUCGCAACGUCACGAUGCCAGUACAACCAGCCACCAGGCGCACUGCUACCACAUGCGUCAUCACAAUGCCGUCAUAUGACAAGGUUGACGAGGAUUCCGUCCUGAACGAGCCACCGUCAGUCUCGCUUCACCAACCGCUGAUGCCAUCACAGAUCGGUACAUUCAACAGCCUGUCAUCUGCACUACAGCCAAGUGCGCGAAUCAUAGACUACUCACAGACCGGUGUCCCGUCUCCGUCAUUGAUUAUCGUAGACGGCUCGAAAUGCACGCUGAAGGGCGCAGUUGACGAGGCGCUAUGGUGCUGGAUCUGUUGA